AUGGCAAAGCUCAUCCUCAUCAUCGCCUUCCAAAUCCUCCUUCUCGCAGCCGUUGUCUCCGCCGGAAAUAGCGAAGACUUUGCGAGAACCAUUGACCGUAAACGUCUCGGCCUCCGCAAGGAAAAACUAACUUAUUUCCGUGUCUACUGGCAUGACAUCCUAAGCGGCUCAGACCCUAGCGCAGUCAUGCUGCUACCUCCUCCAUCCAACUCUUCCUUCUUUGGAGCGGUCACUAUGAUGGAUAACCGAUUAACUACGGAGGUGUCGGUAAACUCGACUUUGGUAGGCCAGGCACAAGGGAUGUACGCCGGUACGGGCCAACACGAGGCGUCUGCGCUCAUGGUGAUGAUCUUUGCGUUCAAGACAGGGAGAUAUAACGGAAGUACGAUCUCGAUUCUUGGUCGGAACGCGGUGUUGACCAAGGUAAGGGAGAUGCCGGUGAUUGGAGGAAGUGGACUCUUCCGAUUCGCUAGAGGUUAUGUCGAGGCUCGGACCAUGUGGUUCGACCGCAAGUCAGGAGAUGCUACUGUUGAGUACAGCUGCUACGUCUUGCAUUAUUGA
This is a messenger RNA of Microthlaspi erraticum, 561 nucleotides long. Lineage: Eukaryota; Viridiplantae; Streptophyta; Magnoliopsida; Brassicales; Brassicaceae. The record is from the annotation of a GenBank genome assembly.